AUGACGUCGCGCCUCAGCAGCAUGAUGGGCAUCAAGUCGUCGGCCAACGGCGACAAGAACGGCGACGUCAAGGCCACCACCAACGGCGCAACCGCCAACGGCCGCUCCCCGCCGGCGCGCCAGACGUCGGUCAACAAGCGAGAGGGCCCCUCGGCCCCCUACAAGCGCUUCUGGACAAACGAAGACGGCUCCCACGAGCACCACCUCAAGGUCGCAAAGCGCCAGGAGAAGCUCUCCGACAUGUUCCAGAACCUGAUGCUCGGCAAGAAAAAGGGCGAGGCCCCCGAGGACCAGCCGCUGAGCCUCAUGUCCAACUGGGUCGACGUGAUGCGCAACGAAAAGGAAAAGCUGGCCGAGCAAAAAAACGCCGUCAACGCGCUGCCCCAGACGCUGGUGCAAAAGUACGGCAAGUGCCAAGAGGUCGUCGGCCGCGGCGCCUUUGGCAUUGUGCGCGUCGCACACAAGCAGGACCCCAAGGACUCGAAACGCGAGCAGCUGUAUGCCGUCAAGGAGUUCAAGCAGCGGCCGGGCGAGUCGGCCAAGCGCUACCAGAAGCGCCUCACAUCCGAGUUUUGCAUCUCGUCGUCGAUGCAGCAUCCAAACGUCAUCACCACGCUCGACCUGCUCCAGGACGAAAAGGGCACCUACUGCGAAGUCAUGGAGUACUGCUCGGGCGGUGACCUGUACACGCUGGUGCUCGCCGCCGGCCAGCUCGAGGUGGCCGAGGCCGACUGCUUCUUCAAGCAGCUGAUGCGCGGCGUCGAGUACAUGCACGAGAUGGGUGUCGCCCACCGCGACCUGAAGCCCGAAAACCUGCUCCUGACCACACAUGGCUCCAUCAAGAUUACCGACUUUGGCAACGGCGAGUGCUUCCGCAUGGCCUGGGAAAAGGAGGCCCACAUGACGGCUGGUCUGUGUGGUUCCGCCCCUUACAUUGCCCCCGAAGAGUACGUCGACAAGGAAUUCGAUCCCCGUGCCGUCGACGUGUGGGCCUGCGGCAUCAUUUACAUGGCCAUGAGGACGGGCCGCCACCUGUGGCGCGUUGCUCAAAAGGGCGAGGACGAGUUCUUUGACCGCUACCUCGAGGACCGCAAAGAGGAAGAGGGGUACCGACCUAUCGAGGUUCUACGAAGACGGCAAUGUCGUAACGUCAUCUAUUCCAUUCUCGACCCCAUACCCGCCCGGCGUCUAACCGCACACCAAGUGCUUGCUUCCGAGUGGGUGUCCGAGGCCAAGGUCUGCCGCGCAGGCAACGAAGGCUUCUAA
This is a messenger RNA of Exserohilum turcica Et28A, 1266 nucleotides long. RefSeq lists its product as uncharacterized. Lineage: Eukaryota; Fungi; Ascomycota; Dothideomycetes; Pleosporales; Pleosporaceae. The transcript is spliced from 2 exons. Gene Ontology annotation, molecular function: protein serine/threonine kinase activity; ATP binding. The coding region runs from base 1 to 1266 and encodes 421 amino acids. The record is from RefSeq and is a predicted model, not a curated record. Gene Ontology annotation, biological process: protein phosphorylation; intracellular signal transduction; intracellular monoatomic cation homeostasis.